Molecule: messenger RNA, 1311 nt
Organism: Acanthosepion pharaonis
Lineage: Eukaryota; Metazoa; Mollusca; Cephalopoda; Sepiida; Sepiidae
Source: the annotation of a GenBank genome assembly
AUGCAACAGUCUUUUGUAAUUUCUCUUCUUCUUUUUUUUUUUUUCUUUUUAUGUGUUAUUUUUUUCUGCAACGUUGCUUCCAUCUUUAGAGCGGCCGGCUCGAAAGACGCUAUCUCGGAAGUGCAACUGCCGAAGGAUGAGGUGAUCGCCAACACAGCCACUCUUAGCGGAGAGAACAACUCCUAUGACAGCUUAAACCACGUGUACAAGGACGGACACCAGCCGCGUCAUCAAGCGGGACAUCGCGCAGGUGGCGGAGCAGGUGUUCAUCCUCUACCCGUUAGUGCUAGCUUCUCCAGCUACAAGAAGCUGUCGGAGGAGACUCCCUCUCCUAAGAGCACGUCGCCUACGUCAGGCUGCACUGUUAAUGACUCUGUUUUUGAUGAACGGUCCCAGUGCCAAGAUUCAAGUACCCCGAGCGGUGCCACCGAAUCCGGUCGGGGAGUCGGAGGCGGCGUCGGAGGCGGGGGAGGUGGCGGAGGCAAGUUGCCGAUCAACGUGAUUGAAAAUUACUACUACUAUCCGGGGAGCAUACCCGGAUCAGACAGCAGCAUCCCCGAUGGGAACGGGGUUUAUUUCGACGACGACAGUGUGGAAGAAGACAUGCCAACCCCGCAGACGGAAGUAGCCUGUGCGGGACCGCGCAUGCGCAACGAGAGCAUUCAGGAUCUUGACAACCCUCGGAUUUACGACCUGGAUGAAGAGGAUCGGGCCGUGUUGCGGCGUUACGGGCGGACAGGACCCGACACGGAGGUUGCCUAUUGCUACGGUCGACAAAAUGAUCGCUUUAGACACCGGCCCGAAGUGGCGACUUUGCGAUCACGACGCAACCAUUAUGAAUACCCUGACAUGGACCACAGGGAGCUGCCACCUAUACCCCCACCACCCCCACCAACCUUCCUGCUUCGUCCGACGCCUGUACACGCCCGGACAUUGCAACAUUAUCAUCAUUACCACUAUCCGACGAGGUCGUCUCUGGAUGACGGCGACGGAGAACGGACGUUGUAUAUUCGGAGGCACCAGUACCAACAGCAGCAACAGCAGCAGCAGCAACAAACCCCGGAGAGUAUAAUGCUCCGGGGUUUGCCGCCAACCCCGAGGAGUCAUUACGAGUACCCGGAUGAAACGGAACUGGAGCUGCGAAGAGGACUCACCUUGCCGCCGCCGCCGCCCCCACCACCACCACCACCUCCGCCGCCGCCGCCGCCAACGCACGAACUUCAAUCGGCGAGUCACCGACGGCCAUCUUUGAUGAAACUCCUGAGUCAACUUUCCGCUCCUCUCACUGGACGAAGGGAUGUCCCUGAAUGA